AUGUCGCCUUGCAAUAUUGGUGACCAUAUCUCCAUUAUAUCAGCAUUCAGAAGCUUGAAAAGGUUCAAGAACCGGGUUUAUACAGCAUCUUUUGCAUUUUUUGAGGCGCUCUGGGAGGGGGGUGUUAGCCAUGUUUUUGUCAACUUGGGAUCCGACCACCCUUCCAUUCUCGAAGCGAUGGUAAAAGGUCAAAAGGAGAAGAGAGAUCGCUUCCCCAGAAUUAUCACCUGUCCGAACGAAAUGGUGGCGCUGUCAAUGGCAGAUGGAUAUGCACGCCUUACCGGAGAAGCGCAGGCUGUCAUAGUGCAUGUCGAUGUGGGAACUCAGGGAUUGGGUGCUGCAGUUCAUAACGCCUCCUGCGGCCGCGCCCCCGUAUUGAUAUUUGCCGGUUUGUCGCCAUUCACCAUCGAAGGAGAAACCCGUGGAUCGCGAACAGAAUACAUCCACUGGAUACAAGAUGUACCGGAUCAGAAGCAAAUUGUCGCUCAGUACUGUCGGUACUCUGCUGAGCUAAAGUCUGGCAAAAAUAUCAAGCAAAUGGUGAACCGGGCCUUGCAAUUUGCAACCAGCGAUCCCAAGGGCCCAGUCUACCUGGUUGGGGCUCGAGAGGUGAUGGAGGAGGAUAUUGAGCCAUACCAAUUGAAUCAAAAAGUAUGGGGCCCUGUUUCGCCUGCGGCUUUGCCCACAGAUGGAGUUGAGUUCAUCGCGUCAGAGCUUGCUGCUGCGAAAAGGCCACUUGUUGUGGUUGGAUACACAGGCAGGAAAGCACAGGCUGUAACGGAACUAGUUACCCUGGCAAAUCACUUCAAAGGCAUUCGAGUGUUAGACACUGGUGGAAGCGACAUGUGCUUUCCAGCAAAUCAUCCCGCCUGGCUGGGAUUGCGAUACCCGGGGCAUGAUCUCGUCAAAUCUGCAGAUCUCAUCUUGGUGAUAGAUUGCGAUGUGCCUUGGGUACCAACUCAGUUCAAGCCCUCUGACUCCGCAAAGAUCAUUCAUAUCGACGUUGACCCACUCAAGCAACAAAUCCCAGUCUUUUACAUCAACUCUAUGGCUACAUUUCGCGCUGACUCCACUACUGCGCUUAAACAAAUUAAUGACAACAUAGCCACCAAUGGUCGCCUUCAAAGUUUCAUUGGUUCGAAAAGCAACAUUGCCAUGGGUCAGAAACGAGAUGAGGAAUAUUUGAAAUUGAAAAGUGGGAUUGCUGAUCUAGCUGUCACGCCCGAGGGUGGCGAUCUUGCUCCUUUGAAUGUUUCUUAUUUGAUGGCGCAAGUUCGUAACAAUUGCCCUGCAGAUGCUAUCUGGGCAAUUGAAUCGGUAACUCUCACCCACCCGGUAUCAGAUCAAAUAGCUGCGACCUUGCCUAACUCCUGGAUUAAUUGUGGAGGAGGGGGCUUGGGUUGGUCGGGUGGUGGUGCUUUAGGUAUCAAGUUAGCCUCGGAUGUGAAGAACGGGGGCCAAGGCAAGGGGAAAUUUGUUGUCCAGGUCGUGGGCGACGGAACUUUCUUGUUCUCUGUGCCUGGAUCCGUUUACUGGAUUUCACGUCGAUACAACAUUCCAAUCCUGACCAUCGUGUUGAACAAUAAAGGUUGGAAUGCGCCACGGCGAAGUAUGCUGUUGGUCCACCCCAACGGGGAUGGAUCGCAAGCAACAAAUGAAGAAUUGAACAUCUCCUUCGCCCCAACCCCGGACUAUGCUGGUAUCGCCAAGGCCGCUGCUGGUGGGGAGGUUUGGGCUGGUCGUGCUUCCACCGUCGCUGAAUUGGCGAAGAGUUUACCUGACGCAAUUCAGAGUGUUAUGGAUGGAAGGGGUGCAGUUUUAGAGGCACAAUUAGAUGGGACCUUGGGAAAAUACGUUGAUAAGCAGUGA
Molecule: messenger RNA, 1869 nt
Organism: Penicillium angulare
Lineage: Eukaryota; Fungi; Ascomycota; Eurotiomycetes; Eurotiales; Aspergillaceae
Exons: 4
Coding region: 1-1869 (622 amino acids)
Biological process (GO): L-valine biosynthetic process
Cellular component (GO): mitochondrion; acetolactate synthase complex
Molecular function (GO): magnesium ion binding; flavin adenine dinucleotide binding; acetolactate synthase activity
Source: RefSeq, a predicted model, not a curated record